Trichoplax adhaerens is the source of this 1152-nucleotide messenger RNA. RefSeq lists its product as uncharacterized. The annotation marks the transcript as partial. Gene Ontology annotation, biological process: translational initiation. The record is from RefSeq and is a predicted model, not a curated record. Gene Ontology annotation, molecular function: tRNA binding; ribosome binding; protein binding. The transcript has 13 exons. Lineage: Eukaryota; Metazoa; Placozoa; Uniplacotomia; Trichoplacea; Trichoplacidae. Gene Ontology annotation, cellular component: cytosolic small ribosomal subunit.
AGGGAUGAAUCUCCAAAGUGUAAGUGCUUAACAUUCUCUCAUGAUGGCAACCUUCUUGCAUGGAUCAGUGAUAGCGAUAUUAAAGUGAUAAAACUUCCCGAAGGCGAAAUAGUUCAUCAGUUUCCAGCUGGAUACAGCAACUCUUUAGCGUUCUCUCCAAAGCAUUCCUUUCUUGCAACAUGGGGACCUUAUCGCAUAUCAGACAAAGCGCCUCAAGGAACGCAUAACCUAGUUAUUUGGAACUUGGCUAGUGGUGAAAAGUCUGCAGGAUUUAUUCAUAAGCGACACACCGAUUGGAAGCCUCUAUGGUCUACAGACGAAGAAAUCUGUACGAGAGUGGUUGUCGAUGGUGUCUUAGUGCUUAAAGGAUCAGAUAUAGGAACUUCUAUAGCAAAGCUUAGCCAAGAUGGUAUUCAAGAAUUUUCUUUAUCACCAUCAACUAACCCUAUUAGAUUUGCAACUUUUAACCCUACAAAAAAGGGUGCACCUGCCUAUGUAAAGAUGUAUAAUUUCCCCAACUUUGAUCGUCCAGUUUGCCAAAAAAGCUUUUAUAAAGCAGAUAAUGUUUCUAUGUCAUGGAAUAAGACUGGUAAGUCAUUGUUAUUGCAUGCAUCAACGGAAUCUGAUAAAACUGGGUCUUCCUAUUAUGGGGAACAAAGCUUAUAUUUUCUUGAUGACGAAGGAAAUAGUAUUCACGUUUCAUUAGCGAAAACAGGACCAAUCUACUCUGUCGAAUGGAGCCCAAAUGGAAGAGAAUUUUGUGUUGUUUACGGAUCUAUGCCGGCAAAAGCAACAUUAUAUAAUUUAAAAUGCGAUCCUAUCCAUGAAUUUGGUUCUUCUUAUCGAAAUUUGAUAUAUUUUAAUCCUCAAGGAACUAUAAUUUGUCUCGCUGGAUUUGGCAACCUGAAAGGAGAAAUGGAAUUUUGGAAUAGGCAAGACUUGAAACUCAUCUCUAAAUUUCAAGCUAGCGAUUCAACACAAUUCGAAUGGAGUCCCGACGGACAGUAUUUUGCGACAGCAACGACUGCUCCGCGAUUGCGACAAGGAAAUGGAUAUAAAAUUUGGCAUUAUUCUGGCUCUCUUCUGCACGAAGUGCAGGUGAUAAAACCAAAAGAAGAAUUAUGGGAGGUAACUACUGUAAUUUUGUCAUGA